Molecule: messenger RNA, 2699 nt
Organism: Daldinia loculata
Lineage: Eukaryota; Fungi; Ascomycota; Sordariomycetes; Xylariales; Hypoxylaceae
Product: Nsp1-like C-terminal region-domain-containing protein
Exons: 3
Coding region: 340-2538 (732 amino acids)
Biological process (GO): RNA export from nucleus; protein import into nucleus
Cellular component (GO): nuclear pore; nuclear pore central transport channel
Molecular function (GO): phospholipid binding; structural constituent of nuclear pore
Source: RefSeq, a predicted model, not a curated record
CUACAGUAAUCGCGUCGAACUUUACCACCUUAGAAGCUUGUCGCGCAAAAAAAGUGGUCGGUCUGUGAUGCAUCACUAAGUCACCAAGCCAAACUGGUUAAGAUAUAUCUUCGUCUUCGACGUUUAUAAUCAUCGUCCAGCUUGCGGUGUCCUUACCCAGCGAAUUACGAAACGCCGAAACCCCCAGCCUUUUCUGUUCUUGCGGCUUGGGGAUGAGUGCAGGUUUAUAAACACGGCUGAGAUCAGACGAACCCACACCCACAUCACAUUCCAAUAACUAGAUCGGAUACCUAUAACACAACAUAUAGCACAUUCCUUCCUCACAAACACCGUCCUACCAUGUCGCUCUUCGGCAAUUCGAGCUCAGGAGGGCAAUCCAACAAUAAUGCCACCACUUCCACUGCACCUCCUUCUGGCAACUUGUUUGGCUCAUCAACCCCUACUACUUCGGCUUCGACCAAUCUAUUUGGUAGUUCAACCACCGGCACACCUGCCUUCUCUUUCGGAAACCUAGGUGGUGGGAACAAUAGCGCUGCUGCUGGUUCAUCGGGAACUACUCCUGGUCCCUUCGGAAACACGGCUACUAAGCCAGGAGAGCAAAAGCCAUUAUUUGGGCAAACGACGGGAAAUAGUGCACUAGGAUCUACUCCUACGUCGGGUGGUGGUGGCUCUGGGUUGUUUAGUAGCAGCUCCCAGACACCUCCCUCUAACCCUAACCUCUUUGGUAGUGCUGCGAAGCCUGCGCAAUCUACGAACCUAUUUGGUAAUCCCGCCUCAACAACACCGACGUCGACGAGUGCCGCCCCAGCAUCAGCACCGAUGAUAGCAGGAUCUUCUAGCACCCCUACCUCGGCGCCCGGGCUCUUUGGCAACCUUACCGGCGGCGGCGGCGGCGGCAGUGGUCUUUUCAACAACGCCAACUCAAGCACUACGCCAACUAGUAAUGCCCCCGGUUCUGGUUCGCUAUCAACACCUACGAAAACAAUGUUUUCUCUAAACUCAACCACUCCCGCGGGCGCGCCUCCGACGAAGCCUGCCAACCUCUUUCAGAGUGCUACGGGUCAACUACCCUUUCCAUCUACUCAGCAAGGAGACAAGAAGGAAACACAAGGUAGCUCGUUGUUUGCAAACCCGGGCAGUUCCUCCCAGACUGGUACCGCGGCCAGCAAGCCGUCGUCCUCUACCCCGAGUGGACUCUUUGCCAAUGCCGGUCAAAGCUCAGCCCAAGCCCCAGGCCUCUUUGGGGCUUCGAAACCUGCUGAUGGUUCUUCCGCCUCAAGUUUAUUCAGCGCGAAGCCUACCACUGCACAAGGCGGCGGAGCGACACCUGUAGCCAGUCCACUAUUUGGGCAGCAACCUUCAAAGCCUGCCGAGGCAUCCUCAGCUAAGCCCGCGAACUCGCUCUUUGGGGGGUCAGGUACUACACCAGCAGCACCAGCAAGCUCAUCUUCGUUAUUUGAUAAAAAGUCUGCAUCAUCUGCAGCAGCUACUACAUCGGCGGCUCCUGCUUCAGCAUUUCCGAGCCUUACCAAGCCCCCGGGCUCUACCUCUGCUCCCGAACCAGCUAAGACACAGGCGACUUCUUUGUUUAGUCUGGGGAAGCCGGCAUCCGGUACCGGAACUACUGAACAAGCCAAACCUACAUCUGGUCUCUUUGGUAAUACUGCCUCUACUCCAGCAGCAGGAACUGCAAACGCCACGCCAGCCACCGGAACGACAGCUUCUGCCACUCCGGCCUCAACCGCUACCACAACGACAGCCCCAACAAGCUCUCUAUUCGGUGCCGCGCAAAAAGCUGCUACAUCGUCUGACAACACGGCAGCACAAUCUACUACAGGAGCUAGUAACGCAUUGGGAGCAUCGACCGCUGGCCCUAUCUCAUCUAUGGCACGGCUCAAGAACAAGACAAUGGAUGAGAUCAUCACUCGGUGGGCUACUGAUCUCUCAAAAUACCAGAAAGAGUUCAAAGAGCAAGCAGCUCAAGUGGCCCAGUGGGAUCGCCUUCUGGUUGAGAAUGGGGAGAGGAUCCAAAAGCUCUAUUUGGAGACGUUUGAGGCCGAAAAAGGUAGUCGUGAGAUUGAACGACAGCUCGUCGGCAUCGAGAGUCAGCAGGAAGAACUCGAAUCUUGGCUGGAUAGAUAUGAGGGUGAGGUGGACUCGAUAUUUGCCAAACAGAUUGGGCAUGGAGAUCAGCUUACGGGACCGGAUCAGGAGCGCGAGAAGACAUACAAGCUAGCCGAGAAGAUUACCGAAAAGUUGGAUGAUAUGGGUCGUGACUUGGCCAAGAUGAUCAAAGAGAUUAACGACAUUUCCGGCACUUUGAGCAAGGGCAACAAGCCGGAUGACCCGCUGAGCCAGAUCGUCCGAGUCCUCAAUAGUCACCUUGCUCAACUUCAGUGGAUAGAUACUAACGCCGCUGCGCUUCAGGCCAAGGUCGCAGCCGCACAAAAGGAGCGCAGCACAAUCGGCAACCAUUACGGGGGCCCAGAACAAGACAAUGUGGACAGCUUCUAUAGGUCCUACAUGGGACGUCGAUAAGCCUAAGGUUUCUUAAAUAAUUACUAGACUACCGAGGAGGAAUUUGAGAAAUUCUUAGGGGAAGUUCGGUGUAGGAGUUUAAGGAACCAUGCACGAAAAUUCGAGAAUUCGUAGAUGAUGAUAUGCACUAGGAUAGGGGAGACCUUCAAUCGGGCAGGUAU